This is a messenger RNA of Humulus lupulus (European hop), 3668 nucleotides long. RefSeq names its product PH, RCC1 and FYVE domains-containing protein 1. The record is from RefSeq and is a predicted model, not a curated record. Gene Ontology annotation, molecular function: metal ion binding. The coding region runs from base 304 to 3039 and encodes 911 amino acids. NCBI's taxonomy places the organism in Eukaryota, Viridiplantae, Streptophyta, Magnoliopsida, Rosales, Cannabaceae. The transcript is spliced from 10 exons.
CGUGGCUAUAUAACUGGACAAAACGACGGUUAUAGAAUUCUCAAUUCUGGGAGGGAAAAUUAACGAACGCUGAAUGGGAAAGAGAGAGAAAGAGAAAUGUACGUUAAUGGCGGACGAUAGUGCGAUCUUCUUUUCUAUUUAAUUCCUUUUCCUCUGCGAACUGCCAUUGUUGCGCCCUAAUCUAAUGAAGACGAAGCUCAUUGAUCGCCUUGUUAUCAUCUUUCGGAAUUUGGAUCACAGUUCAGGUUGAUGCGGUCCGAGGGGAUUUUAUUAGCAAGGGCUGGACUUGAUUCUGCAACUUGAAUGGCCGAUCUGCAGAGGAAUCGCCAUUUUUUUGAUAAAGACACCUCACAGGCCAUUAUAGCCCUGAAGAAAGGGGCACAUUUGCUGAAGUUUGGGCGUAGGGGAACUCCAAAAUUUUGCCCCUUCCGGCUUUCUAAUGAUGAGAAAUUGUUGAUAUGGUACCGACGGAAACAUGAGAAACAUCUUAAGCUAAGUCAAGUCUCAAAAAUAAUACCUGGACAGCGUACUGCUGUAUUUCAGCGCUAUCCUCAGCCGGAAAAAGAAUAUCAAUCAUUCUCUCUGAUAUACAGUAACAGGUCCUUGGACUUGGUAUGCAAGGACAAGGAUGAAGCUGAACUCUGGCUUGCUGCUCUGAGGGCCUUGAUUUCUCGGGAUAACAGUCAUUGGUGCAAUGAAACAAGAAGCGAAAGUGGAACGAUAGAUGGUCCAUAUUACCCUAUACAAAGAAAAUCAACAUCUGACCUGCCAUGCAGUAGAAGUGAUAUAAUUUACAAGGAUGUAGAAGGCAGUCAAACUCUUUUGGUUCCAUAUGAGAAAUCUCCUCAGAAUAGUUUGGGAAAGGCUUUUUCUGAGGUCUUUUCAUGCACUUCAGCAGGGAAGGCAUACAAUAGAGCUGAUCCAUUCGCAAAACAUAUCAGCUUGUUAUCACCUGAUGGGUUAGAAGACACCCAAAGUAGUACCUCAGCUACUGAUACUUUUCGAAGUAGCGAAUCCAGUGCCUUUAGUUCAUCCAGCAAGGGAUCUUUUUAUGAAGACAUUGAUAACUUCAACGAUGUUUAUAUUUGGGGUGAAGGAAUUGGUGAUGGGCUGUUGGGUGGUGGCAUCCACAGAAUUGGUACUACGGCUGUCAGAAUGGAUGCUUUGCUUCCAAGGACUCUGGAAUCCACUGCUGUGCUUGAUCCUUAUUAUAUUGCUUGUGGGAGUCAGCACGCGAUGUUAAUCACCAAACAGAAGCAGCUCUUUAGUUGGGGUGAGGGUUCAGGUGGCAGGCUUGGGCAUGGAGUAGAGGAAGAUGUUUCUCAUCCAAAGCUCAUUGAUGGUCUUGGUGGAUCAAAGAUUGAGCUAGUAGCUUGUGGGGAACUUCACACCUGUGCUGUAACAGUUUCAGGGGAUUUAUACACUUGGGGAGAUGGUGCUCGUGAUUUUUGUCUUCUCGGGUAUGGAAAUGAAGCCAGCCAUUGGAUACCAAAAAAACUAAGAGGCCAGGAUUCUGCUCAAGUGUCAUUUAUCUCUUCUGGACCUUGGCAUACAGCUUUUGUUACAUCAGCAGGUCAGUUGUUUACAUUUGGUGAUGGAACUUUUGGUGCCCUUGGACAUGGUGAUUGUCGCAGCACAGCCGUCCCUAGGGAAGUAGAAACUUUGAAAGGACUGCGAACUGUGAGGGCAUCUUGUGGUGUUUGGCACACUGCUGCAGUUGUAGAAGUUUCUACUGGAACUUCUUCUGGUUGUAAUAGUAACGCUUCUGGGAAACUGUUUACUUGGGGAGAUGGGGAUAAAGGCCAACUUGGGCAUGGUGAUAAAAUACAUAGACUAACUCCAUCUCGUGUAACUUUGUUAGAUAAAGCAAACUUUUGCCAAGUGGCUUGUGGCCAUAUCAUAACCAUCGCUCUAACUACCUCAGGACAAGUUUAUACAAUGGGAACUGCUGAUUUUGGACAACCUUGUGUUCAUGAGAGUGUUAACAAGGGUCCUACUAAGGUUGAAGGUAAUAUCAAAAACAGAUGCAUCGAAGAGAUAGCUUGUGGUUCUCAUCAUGUUGCAGUUUUGAGCACUAAAGCAGAGGUUUACACUUGGGGAAAGGGAAGAAACGGUCAACUAGGCCAUGGAGACAAUGAGGACAAGAAGAAUCCUACACUUGUUAAAGCUUUGAAAGAGAAACAAGUAAAGAAAGUGGUGUGUGGCUCCAAUUUUACGGCUGUCAUCUGUCUUCACGAGUGGAUGUCUGGUGCUGACCAUUCCAUAUGUUCAGGUUGCCGCAAUCCAUUUGGCAUCAGAAGAAAGCGACAGCACUGCUACAAUUGUGGCCUUGUGUUCUGCAAAGCAUGCAGCAGUAAGAAGUCUCUAAAAGCCGCUUUGGCUCCCAAUACUAUGAAACCUUAUCAUGUCUGUGAUGAUUGCUUUACUAAAUUAAUGAGGAUCAUUGAAUUUGGGUCAAAUUCAAGCAGAAGUUUCUCUCGGAAUAUUAGUGCAGUUUCUGAGAAAGGAACUCCAAAGCAUGGACCUUUUCAUCGACGCCUUGCUUCUUUUGACUCAUCCAAACUGACUCUUAGCCCACAGAUCAACAAGGGAAAUUUCUGUCUCAUUUCCAAUGAAUGUUAUAACAGUGAAUCAGCCUCAACAUUUGAAAAACCAAAGUCUCACUCUCCUUCUAUUCCUAGACCGAGAUUGGUUCCUCGAGAAAAAGCUCUUUCUUCAAGAAGAUCAAGUCCAGCUUGUUUAGAGUCAAUUACUUCAACCCUUACUAGUCAUGAUCAUUCAGAAAUCACUAUUGAUGUUUCAAACCAAAAAGAAGAGGAUAUCUCUCAGGAAAUAAAUAUAUUAAGGGCACAGGUAGAGGACCUUACCUGCAAAUCUGAAAAUUUAGAAGCAGAACUGAUAAGGACAUCAAGGCAGCUGAGAGAUGCAACAGUGACAGCAGAGGAGGAAGCUGAGAAAACCAAAGCUGCAAAAGGAGUAAUUAGAUCUCUUGCUGCCAAGCUGAAGAACAUGGCUAAAAAGGUACCUCAAACUCAAUAGUGCAAAUGGAAAUUGUUUAUACCCUGGAACCAAGCCCCAUUCUUUAAGUCCAAAUUCUACUAGGUCAUGAGCCAUAGGCACAUAGCAAGUCGAGAAAGAGUUAGAUAUUGAAGUACCAAAGCUUCUAUUUAUCCGGUGGGAGUGAAGAAACAUCUCUGAAAAUAGUUAAGAUUAAAUCAGUGUCCAAUCAGUUUUAGAACAUCCAGGGGUGAGGUGUUAUCUCUGUACGUGGGCCUUUUCUUUUUCUUUCACAGUAACAAAGUUUCAAUCAAGAACAAGAAGAGAAAUGAUGGAAGAACAAGAACAUGGCUAUGGGGUUUGAGUGUCAUAAACUCCAAGAGCAUUAAAGGACUCAUAAGUCUGAAGUCGGCCGUUUGCAAAAUUUCAACCCUCUUCCCUUGUAAUUGCAAGUUUCUCUUUGUUUGUCUAGUUGGUGAAUCAUUCAGUUGUAAAAAAGACUAUGCAGUGGUAAAUUUUUUAGAAUAUCCACUUCAAAAUUGCCGAGACAAUUCUUUAUUUGGUUCUGAUCCUCACAAAGUGAAGUCUUGCUGCGCCUGUUAUAAGCUUGAUUUUAAUGCUUAAUUGUUCAUCUGGCUUCUUACUUCUUAGUUGUUACUAAAGACAACCAA